Molecule: messenger RNA, 2004 nt
Organism: Arthroderma uncinatum
Lineage: Eukaryota; Fungi; Ascomycota; Eurotiomycetes; Onygenales; Arthrodermataceae
Product: NADPH-cytochrome P450 reductase
Exons: 2
Coding region: 1-2004 (667 amino acids)
Cellular component (GO): cytosol
Molecular function (GO): NADPH-hemoprotein reductase activity; flavin adenine dinucleotide binding; FMN binding
Source: RefSeq, a predicted model, not a curated record
AUGGCGCAGGUUGACACUCUGGACAUGCUCGUCCUGGCGGUGAUACUCGUCGGGACCAUAGCAUACUUCACCAAGGGCACGUACUGGGGUGUUGCAAAGGACCCCUAUGCCUCCACGUAUGCCGCAACGAACAGCGCAAAGCAAGGCCAGACCCGAAACAUCGUCGAGAAGCUAGAGGAAACCGGCAAGAACUGUGUCAUCUUCUACGGCUCCCAGACCGGAACCGCGGAGGACUAUGCGUCCAGGCUGGCCAAGGAGGGUUCUCAGCGAUUCGGCCUCAAGACCAUGGUCGCCGACCUGGAAGACUACGACUAUUCGACCCUGGACAAAUUCCCCGAAGACAAGGUUGCGUUCUUCGUCCUGGCUACCUAUGGCGAGGGCGAACCGACGGAUAACGCCGUCGAGUUCUUCCAAUUCUUCUCUGGAGACGAUACCAGCUUUGAAGAUGGAGGUUCUCCCGAAGACCAGCCGCUCUCCAACAUGCGAUAUGUCGCCUUUGGCCUCGGAAACAACACCUACGAACACUACAACGCCAUGGUUAGAAUCGUGGACAAGGCCUUGACCAAGUGUGGUGCUAAGAGAAUCGGUGACGCCGGCGAGGGCGAUGACGGCGCCGGAACCAUGGAAGAAGACUAUCUCGCCUGGAAGGAGCCCAUGUGGAAGGCUUUGGCUGCAGAGAUGGGCCUCGAAGAGAGGGAGGCCGUCUACGAGCCGACCUUCAGCAUCAUCGAGGAAGCCGACAUGACACCCGAAUCCGACAAUGUCUACCUGGGCGAGCCAAACUCAUCCCACCUCAACGGACGUAGCCAGGGCCCAUACAAUGCGCAUAACCCAUUCCUCUCGCCCAUCGUCGAGUCUCGCGAACUCUUCUCCGUCAAGGACCGUAACUGUCUGCACAUGGAAUUCAACAUCGAAGGAAGUCAGCUCAACUACCAGACCGGCGACCACAUCGCCGUCUGGCCCACCAAUGCCGGCCAGGAAGUCGACCGUUUCCUCAAGGUCUUCGGCCUGGAAGAGAAACGUCACCAGGUCAUUCGUGUCAAGCCAAUUGACGUCACCGCUAAAGUCCCAUUCCCUCAGCCAACUACCUACGACGCCGUUGUGAGAUAUUACAUCGAAGCCUGCGGGCCCGUAUCGCGACAGUUCAUCUCUCAGCUCGCCGCAUUCGCUCCGGAUGACGAAACCAAGAAGAAGAUGAUCCGCAUCGGCGAGGAUAAAGAUGUCUUCUCCGAUAAAGUGUCUACCUUUUACUACAACAUCGCCCAGGCCCUGCAAUCGUUCACCGAGAAACCCUUUACCGCCGUCCCAUUCUCGCUGCUUAUCGAAGGUAUCCCGAAGAUCCAGCCACGAUACUACUCCAUCUCCUCUUCGUCAAUGGUUCAGAAGGAAAAGAUCAGCAUCACCGCCGUCGUCGAGUCGUUACGUGUUCCUGGAGCCGGCCACGUCGUCAAGGGUGUCACCACCAACUACCUUCUUGCCCUGAAACAGAAACAGCACGGUGAACCAAAGCCAGACCCAUUCGGUUUGACGUACGCCAUCACCGGACCUCGAAAUAAAUAUGACGGCUUCCAUGUCCCCGUACAUGUGCGCCACUCUAACUUCAAACUCCCAUCUGAUCCAUCCAAGCCGAUCAUCAUGGUCGGUCCUGGUACCGGUGUAGCUCCGUUCCGUGGCUUCAUCCAGGAGAGAGUUGCUCAGGCAGCUAACGGUGAGACCGUCGGUCCCACAGUCCUCUUCUACGGCUGCCGUAAGAGCACCGAAGACUUCCUCUACAAAGAUGAAUUCGAGCACCGUCUCAAGGAACACGCCGAACUCGUCAGCGAUCUGCUCUCCAAGAAGGCCAACUUCUACGUCUGCGGUGAUGCAGCCAACAUGGCUCGAGAAGUGAACGUCGUUCUUGGCCAGAUCCUCGCUGAACAACGAGGCUUGAAACCCGAGAAGGGCGAGGAACUCGUCAAGCAUAUGCGAAACACCGGCUCGUACCAAGAGGACGUCUGGUCGUGA